This is a messenger RNA of Neurospora tetrasperma FGSC 2508, 2892 nucleotides long. RefSeq lists its product as uncharacterized. Gene Ontology annotation, molecular function: antiporter activity. Gene Ontology annotation, cellular component: membrane. Bases 1 to 2760 code for a protein of 919 amino acids. The record is from RefSeq and is a predicted model, not a curated record. The transcript is spliced from 3 exons. Lineage: Eukaryota; Fungi; Ascomycota; Sordariomycetes; Sordariales; Sordariaceae. Gene Ontology annotation, biological process: proton transmembrane transport.
AUGGCCUCAGCCAUAACAGACGCAGUCCUCAAGACCGUCAUCCGAGCCGUCGCUGCGACUUCAUCGAAUACCUCUUCAAAUGCGACAACUCCAAGCGUCAACGGCCAGGCCGGUGUUCUCGAGGGCGCCAACCCAAUAAAAUACAGCGCCUCGGCACCCAUCACCUUGUUCAUCAUCCAAGCCGGCAUCGUCAUCAUCUUUUGUCAACUACUUGCUUACCCGCUACGAUGGAUCAAUCAACCCAAAGUCAUUGCUGAAGUCAUUGGCGGCAUUCUACUCGGUCCCUCCGUCAUGAUGAGGAUACCCGCCAUCUUCCCCAAAGAAUCCAUGCCCGUCUUCAACAAUGUCGCCAACCUCGGCCUCAUCAUCUUCCUCUUCCUCGUCGCUCUCGAAGUCGACAUGCGCAUGUUCACCUCCAACUGGAAAGUCGCCCUCUCCGUCGGUCUCGCCGGCAUGAUCCUCCCUUUCGGGUUAGGUUUCGGCAUCGCCUGGGGUUUAUACCACCAGUUCCACAACGACGGGACCACGGUGCCUAUUAGCUUUGGUGUAUAUGGUCUCUUCAUCGGCACUGCACUCGCCAUCACUGCGUUCCCUGUCUUGUGCCGUAUUUUGACUGAACUCAAGCUGUUGAGGAGCAACGUGGGCGUGACGGUGUUGGCGGCGGGGAUUGGGAAUGAUGUUACCGGCUGGAUUUUGCUGGCGCUUUGCGUAGCGUUGGUGAAUAACAAUAGCGGACUGGCGGCGCUAUGGGCGCUACUGUGCUGUAUAGGGUGGAUUUUGUUUUUGGUGUUUGCGGUAAGACCGCCAUUUAUGUGGUGGGUGAGGAGGACGGGGAGCUUGCAGAAUGGACCGACGCAGGGGGUGGUUGCGCUGACAUUGCUUCUCGUUCUCUUUUCUGCGUUUUUCACGAACAUCAUUGGCAUCCACGCCAUCUUCGGCGCAUUCCUCGUUGGAUUGAUAUGCCCCCAUGAGGGCGGCUUUGCAAUCAAGAUGACGGAAAAGAUCGAGGAUCUCAUCUCUGUCCUCUUCCUCCCUCUCUACUUUGCCCUCUCUGGUCUAAGCACCAACCUUGGUCUCCUUAACGAUGGGAUCACAUGGGGCUACGUGAUUGGAGUCAUUACCUGCGCCUUCGCCGGCAAGAUCAUCGGCGGAACCCUCGCCGCUCGUGCUAACAAGCUCCUCUGGCGCGAGUCUUUCACCAUUGGAAGUCUGAUGAGCUGCAAGGGUCUCGUCGAGCUUAUCGUCUUGAACAUUGGUCUCCAAGCCAAGAUCCUCUCCCAAAGAACCUUCACCAUAUUCGUCGUCAUGGCCCUCGUCACUACCGUCGCCACCACCCCUCUCACCAAAGCCUUGUAUCCCCCAUGGUACCAGCGCAAAGUUGAAAGAUGGCGCCGCGGUGAAAUCGACUGGGACGAAAACCCUCUUGUACCCUCCGAGUCCAGUCCUAACACGUCCGACCCCUCCAAGCCCGGCGGCGACCAAUCCUCGAUCCAGCGUAUGCUCGUCUACCUCCGUCUCGACAGUUUACCCUCUCUCCUUGCCUUCAUCACCCUCCUCAGCCCCCAGGCCAAGCCCUCCGAGGUUGAAUCCACCGACAAAGGCAGCAACCCUUCUCCUCCCACCCGCAAGCAAAAACUCCUCGAAGUCCACGGCCUCCGCCUCAUUGAGCUCACAGACCGCACCUCCUCCGUCAUGCAAGUAACCGAAGGCAUAGCCGGCGAAGAGGAGGAGCUUUAUUCGUUGCGCGACCCCGUGAUCAACACCUUUCGCACUUUUGCCUCUUUGUCGUCACCGAGCAUGUCCAACAACGUGGCUGUUUCCGGGCGCGUAGCCAUCGUUCCCGAGUCUUCGUAUGCUGAGACGCUCGUUUCGUACGCGGCAGAUACGCAAUCGGAGUUUGUGCUGAUUCCUUGGAGCGAGUAUGGGAGUCUGACGGAUUUGGAUCAACCUCUCUCCGUACUAGCUGGUGCUGCUGGUGCUAAUGCAGGCAAUGAUCGGUUCAAAGGUAGUGCUCAUCUAGAGUUUAUGCAUAAAACUCUUGCAAAGGCAGAGAGGGUGUGUAACGCGGGGAUUUUCAUCGAUAAUUGUUUUGGUGGGUUUGGUACUCGGGCCCAAGGUCUACACUCUCAACAUCAUACACCCCAAGACCAACUACCAACCUAUCCAACCACUAUCACAACCCGCACACACCACAUCUUCCUCCCUUUCAUCGGCGGCGCAGAUGAUCGUGUGGCUCUAAACUUGGUCCUCCAAUUACUUGGCAACAACGAUAACGUAACUGCUACUGUGGUUCAUCUCAAGUAUACCUCUACCGCCUCCACCUCCAACUCUAUGGGGGAAUAUAACGAGGACGCAACACUGCUAGCGACGUUCCGCGACUCACUCCCCGAGGGAAUCGCCUCGCGCGUGGUCUUUGAGGAAUCGAACUUGACAGAGGGUAAGAAUGACUUGAUGGAAACGGUGUUGGGAUUAGCGAACGUUACGGUGGGACAACAACAGCAGAAAAAGAAGGGCGGCGGGGCGGGUGAUGUGGUGGUUGUGGGACGGAGGCAUGGGGUUGUUGAUGGUGUUGAGGGGGCUGUUGGUGGUGCUGGUGGUAGUAACAGUAGUCGGGUGGAUGUAGGUGGUGGGACUGCGAAUGGAGGGGGGUUGGAUCUGGGAAAGACGGUGGGUGUUGUGGCGGAGGGAUUGUUGGUUAGAGGUACGGGGGCGGUUAAUGCGAGUGUUUUGGUUGUGCAGGCUGGUGGGGAGAGGAAGUAGGAAAUAAGUAGUGGUGAUGGUUGUUGGCUGAAGGUGGUGGUUAUAGGGAUGGAUGUGGAGGAUCAUGACGUGAUGACUGAUGUAACGGAGUUGGCAAAUUGGAUAAGUUGAGAAAUAUACACGUUUAUAACU